This is a messenger RNA of Echinostoma caproni, 960 nucleotides long. Lineage: Eukaryota; Metazoa; Platyhelminthes; Trematoda; Plagiorchiida; Echinostomatidae. The record is from the annotation of a GenBank genome assembly.
AUGAACCAAAAGCGCACUCUGCUUCGUUCACUGAACAGCGUUCCCGAAAACGGUGCUCUACCGGGUGAGAUAAUCACACGCAAGAAACGUCGCAUUCCCGCCUGGACCGAUCGCAUUCUGUACAUGGCCCAUCGGGAUUAUGCAAUCGACCAUCAUUUGAAUGUGAACCCGAAUUGUGCUCGUCGGUCACCCAGUCCGUCACGGAAAAUCCCGGUCCGUGGUCCGCCGAGCGAAGUGGAACGCAAAUAUCCGUCCGGGAGUUUUAAGACCAAAAUUGCUCAUCAUCCGGAAAUUGUGCUACUUGAGGUACCCAGAUUGUCCUUGAGCGGUGCACUUGCCAGUGAGCAUCACGGUGAUCAACUCCAAAAAUUAACUUUGGAGACCGGUUCGAUUGCGCCGAAGAUUGGUGACACUAUGAGACAUCCCCGUUCAGAAGAUCUAAAAUUCGUCUACUCAAUUAUGAAUCCGCCAACCCUGUUGAAUCUUUCCGAGACUGAUCCGAUUUUGCUCAAUCGUCCUCCGUUACCGGACCAGUCGAUGGCCCAGCUGACUGUACUGACUGCGUUGAAUAAGGCUUUGCUGGAGAAGUCAGAGGAAUCCUGUCCUUCAUUGACUCCAGCCACAAUGCAGGUAGCCAUGUUCGACUGGAUCGGUGUGUAUCCGGCCGAUUUCGCCAAUCUGGAAGAUGAUUAUCUCACUUACGUGUAUGCUCCGCCAGCCAACAGUGGCAGUAGCUGCACCUCCAGCUCCAGCGGUGGGGGCUCAAAGUUUGCGAACAGCAAUGCUGCCGGGGCUCGGUCAUCUUCACCCGCUCACAUAAGCUGCCAUACGGGGCGUGUGAACGCACGAGCCCUGGCGCAACUGAACAAUCAGUCUAUCGUGUUGGUGUAUUGGAGUCGAAAGAAGAAAUGCCCCCAAGGCUACAGCACCCCAAUCUUGGGGAAAGUGGUUUUCUCAUGA